CUUUCUUGCACGAGAGAUUAUCUUCCGAGGAGAUUAUCGAUCUGAAAACUAUGGCGGCAGAGCAGAAGGCGACGACAGAAGAAGUGAAGAUGGAUCUGUUCGAGGACGACGAUGAGUUCGAGGAGUUCGAAAUCAACCAAGAUUGGGUGGAGAACGAGGAGCAAGUGAAGGAAGUUGGUUUGCAAUGGGAAGAUGACUGGGAUGAUGAUGAUGUGAAUGAUGAUUUCUCUCAUCAGCUAAGGAAGGAACUUGAGACCGUUUCUACUGAUAAGAAAUGAGGUUUUUCAUUUGUAUUUGCUUCUCCUUUCUUACUCUUGGAUGCAUGUUCCUAUCUUUGAAAGAUAAUAAUGUAUCUCUCAACUUUUAUGGUUGUUUCUCUGAAUGUUUUGACUGGUUAAGUAUGUUUUUAAUGUUUGAUAGUUGAACUUUAUGGAUCC
Molecule: messenger RNA, 437 nt
Organism: Eruca vesicaria subsp. sativa (arugula)
Lineage: Eukaryota; Viridiplantae; Streptophyta; Magnoliopsida; Brassicales; Brassicaceae
Source: the annotation of a GenBank genome assembly